This is a messenger RNA of Staurois parvus, 457 nucleotides long. The record is from the annotation of a GenBank genome assembly. Lineage: Eukaryota; Metazoa; Chordata; Amphibia; Anura; Ranidae.
GGUGCGCUGUGUCCCUCGGACACAGCAGAUCACCGAUCAUGGAAAGAGCCAAAGAUGUCGGCUCGGUGAUGUUAUCAGCUGUGUCCAAUCACAUCUGAUCACAUGUACACUGAUCAUCAGGGCACUGAUGAUCAGUGUGCCCUGAUGAUCAGUGUAGCCCCAGCGGUGCCACCUGUUAGUGUCCAUCAGUGCCUUAUGUCAGUGCUCAUCAGUGCCUUGUGCCAGUGCCCAUCAGUGCCACAUAUCAGUGCCUACCAGUGCACAUCAAUGCCACAUAUCAGUGCCCAUCUGAGCUGCCUUUCAGUGUCACCCAUCAGUGCCAGUCAGUGCCACCUAUCAAUGCCAAUCAGUGCCACCUAUCAGUGCGUCAGUGCCGCCUAUCGGUGCCAGUAAGUGCUGCCUAUCAGUGCCUGUCAAUGCCGCCUAACAGUGCCCAUCAGUGCCACCUAACAGUGCC